Messenger RNA from Xiphophorus couchianus (Monterrey platyfish), 6211 nucleotides. It is a transcript of the gene nsmfa, whose product is annotated as NMDA receptor synaptonuclear signaling and neuronal migration factor a. The transcript has 15 exons. The record is from RefSeq and is a predicted model, not a curated record. NCBI's taxonomy places the organism in Eukaryota, Metazoa, Chordata, Actinopteri, Cyprinodontiformes, Poeciliidae. The coding region runs from base 945 to 2840 and encodes 631 amino acids. Gene Ontology annotation, biological process: regulation of neuron migration; regulation of neuronal synaptic plasticity.
AAAACCACCUUUUAAUAACCUUCUUUAAUUAAAACAUAAAUCAAUAAAUACAUGAAUAAAUAAUGAAUGAAACACCAAUGCAAGGCCACAGGCUGAACGGUCACAACGUUACUCUGAAUGAGUUGGAAAGUGAAGGAAUGGAUCAUUUUUCAUUCUAACUUAGCAUUUUUACAAAUUGGCAUAGGUAUUAAUAAUAAUUGAAAUAAUAAUAAUUGAGUUUAUUAUUAUUAUUAUUAUUAUUAAUAAUAUAUGACACACUGUAACUAAAUGGUCUAUGUGAAAUGUAUGUUCUCGUUUUCAUCACUACGGUCCCGAAUGAUGGCUUGUAGAUAAAAUCAGCCGCAGGAAGAAAAUUUUGCAAGUGUCAUAUUUGAUGCUCAAAGAGGACUGCAUUGCUCCUUCUGUUCAUAAGAGUCCAUUUCAACGUAUCUGAGUCUGUGAGACGGGGAACGAAUGGGAGGGGUGGCUUUAACCCAAAUGACCGAUUACAUAACAUCCUGAAAGAUCACUACAUACAGAUAACAGAAAAACAAAUAAGUCCCAAAACAGCGAAUGAGUGAAUGAUACCAGUUCUCCCCAUGCUCCUUUUCUCUUCGUGGGAAUGAUGCUGAUAUCGCCAACACCUCCAGUCCUCUGAGUGGAUCCAGGAUCAAUGAAAGAGAGAGAGAGAGACGGAGAGAGAGCAGAGAGGGAUGUCUGCGUGUGUAUUUUAAGCCACAGCUGUUGAGCAACCCCAAGUACGUGCUCAACCCCAGAGAGACAAGCGGAGAGCAGAGAGGAGUAUACCGUCCGUCUCUUCGCUCUGCGGACGCGCGUGUAAAACCCAUCAGCUCCCGGAUUUGCUUCCAACUUUCCCGUUUUUAGCUCGCUGAUCUCGUCCUUGUCGCAUUCCUCCGAACGUUUGGAAUGACCACUUUUCCCGCCUGCGUCGUUUCCAUGUCAGCAUGGGAACUGCCGUGUCCAAAAGGAAGAAUCUGAGAAACGAUGCGAUAUCUUCCGUGGCAGCAAAAGUUAGAGCAGCGCGAGCAUUUGGAGAGUACCUGUCCCACACGCACCCUGAAAACCGAAACGGAUCAGCUCAUCUUCUGUGUGAAACCUUGGUGGGUCCUGAUCCAGAGUCGCCAAGAGACACGACUGGACUCAACAUCAACAACACUCACCUCCCUCCCUGCUCCUCUGCUAAAGGCUGUACGAACAAACCAGAUUCUAUCCUGGCAAAGGAAAAGCUGGGCCUAAUCCAGCCUGCUCUCCCAUCCAUCACAGUUUCUACCAAGCCGACUUGUCGCUCGCUUGAACAUAGCUUCGCAGCAGAGGAGGACCAGAAGUCGUCAUUUGAGUGCACCCGUGUGUACACCAUCUCUUCCCAGCACGGCAUGCUGAUGAGCAGUGGCCGGGGCAGCAAAGAGAGCCUAGAACUGGACAUCCUGAAGGAGAAGUCGGGGAGCGGUGGGGUGGGGUCUAGAGGUGGCCCAAUCCAGCCCUCCACCUCCCCAUCCUCUGCCUCCUCAUCUCCAACCCAGUACAUCCGCUCGAGCAGCAGCCGAGGCAUCAGCAGUUGUAGCCGCAAUCACCACCACCACCACACCCCUGUCUCUGGAAUAAACGCCUCCUCUAGCAGUGGUGGAAUCAGCGGGGCAAGCUGUAGCAGUAGUCACCAACAGCAGCAAGCGGGUGCAGGAUCCCACUCCCACCACCACGCCCAUCAUCACCAUCACCUAUCCCAGCCACCGCUACAGACCUCCGUCAGCGCGCACAAUAUCCGUAGCCUUGGUGAAGGCGCGAAAGGAGAAGCAGAGUGCAGCGGGCUUGCUUGCGACUCAUGCAGCGGCACCCCUUCGCGUAGCCAGGGGUCACUGGACUUGGAAAGUACAUCCAGAGAGGCAGGCAAGCAGCACCGACGCCUAGAGCGGAUGUGGAGUGUGGACCGAGUGACUGGGCUGGAGAGAGAGGACACCAACUGGUUCCCCAAGGAAAACAUGUUCACCUUCCAAACAGCCACAACAACAAUGCAAGCGAUAUCGAACUUCCGGAAGCAUCUUCGGAUGGUGGGAAGCAGAAGGAUUAAAGCGCAGACAUUCGCUGAGCGUAGAUCGAAGAGUUUCAGCCGUUCCUGGAGUGACCCCACCCCAGUCAAGACUGACUCCCCUCAUGAGGCUAAAGACAGUGGAGACCUGCAGGCCUCCACUAAUGCCCUGGAGGAUGGAGCCCUUGAUGAUGCUCUAGACUGGGAGGAGGAGAAAGAGAUGGAGAGGCUGGCCUGUGAAGGAGAUGACUUUGUUCCUCCCAAAAUUAUGCUGAUCUCUUCCAAAGUUCCAAAAGCAGAAUACAUUCCCACCAUAAUCCGCAGGGAUGAUCCAUCUAUCAUCCCCAUCCUCUAUGAUCAUGAACAUGCAACUUUUGAUGACAUUUUGGAGGAAAUAGACAAGAAGCUCACAGCGUACAGGAGAGGAAGUAAAUUCUGGAGGAUGCUUAUCUUCUGUCAGGGAGGCCCUGGUCAUCUGUACCUACUGAAGAACAAGGUGGCGACCUUUGCUAAAGUGGAAAAAGAAGAAGAUAUGAGCCAAUUUUGGAGAAGAUUGAGUCGCUUUAUGAGUAAAGUCAACCCGGAGCCAAAUGUGAUCCACAUAAUGGGAUGCUAUGUUCUGGGAAACCCCAACGGAGAAAAGCUGUUCCAGAAACUGAAGAAUCUGAUGAGGCCGUAUUCUGUUGAGUUUGAAUCACCGCUGGAGCUGUGUGCACAAGGCAAGGAAAUGAUUGAGAUGUACUUCGAUUUUCGCCUUUACCGCCUUUGGAAGACGCGCCAGCACUCUAAACUCUUGGACUACGAGGACCUUUUGUGACAAAGACAUGCUGACAAAGAGUGCAGCGGUAGCCCAACAGUGCCAAGAGGACACUGUUAAAACUGACGAUCCAGUGGCAGAACAUAUCUUAAUUGUCAGGUUGGGGCCGACAGCUUAAAAAAUAAAAAGUUGUACCUGCUUUAAUGCUGGUGAAGGCCGGAAGUGGAGGAAAAGCAGCAGCAGGACAAUGUAGAACAACAAAGGAAAUGAGAAAAAAAUGAGGAUAAACCCCAACAAAGCUGAACUAUCCAUAUCAAACCUGUCAAAUCUAUUUUUUUUCUUUAUCACUUGAGUUUCAAAAAUAUAAACUGAUGAUUAAAAGUGUAUACAUAUACAGUUUUUGUCACACUGUUGUUGCAAUACCAUGCUUUCUGGGGCAAUGUGCUUCAGACGAAUUGCUGUAACUCAUCCUGUCUCAAUGUGGUUCUGUGUUUUGACCUCUCAGACUGGCCCCUGAGACACAUCGGUAAUGUUAAAGUGUGUAUAGUUCACAUGAAUAUAUUAGUAUAGCCUUAGUCAUGCAAAUAAUACUCUAUAUUGGAUCAUCGUUUAUUUUUGAAGUGCAUUGUUGUGCAGUUUCAUAUGGAAAUACUUUGAAAUAACUCAGGUUUUUGCCAUGAAUUGAAUGAAUCUGUCUAUUCUAUGAUGACAUUGUAAUAUUCAACGCCAUUGCUUUGAAUGAAUGUAUUAUCUCUCUAGAGAUUUGUGGGAAUAUGAAUGUUUUGUGAGGAAAAAAAAGUUUCGAGUGUGUUUUCCAUUUAAAGUAAGUGUGCAUUUUCUCUUAAAUCUCCUUUAAGCAAAAAGAAUAAUUGCCAGCAUUGCCAUAAAUAUCCCUUUGUCAUGUCUAUUCAAAAAGGAUGACAGUCCAGCGUGACUCAUGAUGUCAAAGGAUGUAACAGCCAUCCAAGGGCUCCUACAACUGAAGAGGAGUUUCCCUGAUGAUCAAAUCUUGUUCUUUUGCAGCGGGAUCAGUCCUAACAAUAGAAGCAACUCCUUUUUUUCUGCUUAAAAUACUCUUUCUGCUCUUAGUAAGAGCCAAACGAGCCUCCAGCACCUCUGGCUUUAAAGACCAGAGUUUUCUGAAAUGGAGAAGUCUACCAGAGUAUGAAGUUGUGAGCCUCACUGACGGGUGUCAACUUAUUUAAAAAGACCAGAAAUGUGCACUCUGCGACAAGUUGAACAAUUCCAGUUGUUCCAGACAGACUAACAAUGAUGUAAUCCACACAGAUGCAAUCAUACAUGCUAGGGCAUAGACCAAAAUACAUUUAGAGACAAAGUUAGAAGGGCACAGGUAACACAGCCUAUAUAUAAUUCAGCUGGUGUGCUUGUCAUGAGCACAACUGCGAAUAGAAACAUACUUCUGAUAUCCGCUGUGGCUCAGGGGGAAGAUUUCUGAGGUAAAUAACACAGAUGUCCUCUCAGCAAUGGCUUUAGACUUCAAAUUCAGUCGGAUUCGUUUGUCACAACACUGGUUGAGUGGACGUGUGUGAGAGCUUAUCGGCAGUAUGUAAAGAAUGAAAAUGCUGCCGUGUUCCAGAGCAGAAAGUGAAGGUUGAUUAAUUAAAGGUGGUAAAUUAGGAGUUAAACCAAUUAAAAGGCAUGUACACCUGACACCUAAAAUUGUAGAUGUUGGCGCUAUAUCACCCAACACAAUAUAAAGGAAGCUACCCUUUUUAUUUGUCAGUGAAAAUUAUAAGAACUUAAUUCUUGCUUUGAGAUUUGUUUUUUUUUUUUUUGGCACCACUGCCAGUGAUCCAAAUUCAGCUUUUAUUGCAGUUACAAAAUCUUUACAAACUUUUCAGUGUGAGAACAUUAUCCAAUGGCUGGGUGAGGGGGGGGGGAGGGGUAUUUGGGGCCUAUGUGAGAUGCUAUUAAUAACCUCCUAUAGCAUUUCAUAUUAUUGAAGCAAAUAAUGAAGGGAAUUUAAAUGGAAGAUGGCCCAGGUUUACGUUAGUAAAGGUGAUCAUUUUUCUUUUCCUCUUCCCAUUUAGAAGUUUGUUGGCAAUUAUUAUUUCUAUGUUCUUUUUUAGUUGUUUUUUUUUCACACCCUGGUUAAACGUGAUUAAAUCCAUUACUGGAGUUUUUUGUUUUUUUCCAAGCUAGAGAUUAUGUUACUGCAAUAAAAGAUGGAUUUAUUUUAAGGCUUUUUAUACAUCUUCAACAGGUGAGCCAGUAACCUUUGCAAAUGCUGCUUUUAAUGUCAAAGGAAAUGUUAGUUUUAGAUUGAAAAUAUGAAAAACUUUCUAUAGGAGCUUUGAAUAAAGCUUCAGGCCCUGGGGCAAAUCCUUAUAUCCCUAUGAAUCUUUUUUAUCUUCAAAUUCUAGUACAUUGCAAUGUAGAAAUAUGAAAUUCUUGUAUUUUAGUUAAAAAACAAACAAAUUAAAUCUCUAAAGUGACUGUUAGCUGCUUUGGUUUUUGGGUAUUGACAAAACCAAAUUGGGAUUCUGCCUUUUUUGCUUUGCUUGCUGGGUCAGAGAGAAUAUUUACUGACAAAAUGUUUUAAACAAUGUUUAAUUCAAGAUGUUUAAAAGGCCACAGUGCAAAACUAAUCCAAUCACAGCAGUUCCAUAACAACCACCAAGAUCUGUUAUGCUGCAAAGAGCAAGAAAGUAAAAUUUAAAUAAGCGUUUGCAGACAAGAAGUGGGUGGAGAAAGUGUGUAGGGGCGAAGUGGUCAUAGCUUUGAAUAACACACACAAAACAAUGCUGUCGAUAUUUCCGUUAUAAUUCUUUCCUACUUGUUCUGUUGUCAAUAUAUGAGGAUUUGUUAAAGUUUGAUGUGAUUAACAUUUUUUGAGAAAAAAAACCCUCUAAAUGAUCUUUUUCUUAUUAUUUCUGAUGUAUUUGCUGUGUCUGACAUUGCAGUUCUAGCCUGUUUUUCUGGGAUAGCCAAGUGCUCUCGUCUCUUCUCUCUUUCUCUCUCAGCCUGAGUCACGCAAUAUGUUUUCACUACAGAUUUAAAAUUCAGCAGUUACACAACCUGUCAUCUCACAGAGCCAUUUUAAUUCCAGCAAAAGCACCGUGCUGCCAAAUUCUCCGAGAAGUCGCCCUAAACAGCUGCUGGAUUUUAAUGGGAUUAUUUUUCAGAGCUUUCACCCCAGCAUAAUUUUCCGCUUCAGAAACACAGCAGCCACGGGUUAUUUCAGUCAAAAAAAAAAAAAAAAAAGUGCCACAGGAUAAAAAUAAUCUAUUACCUGUCCUGAGGAAAAAUGUCUUACUGGUUUAGGAUUAUGUUAAAUUUAUUUGGGAAGAUAAGGAGAGGGGCAUCGUGACUCAGGAGUUUUAGAGAGAUUACUUUUUGUUUCUAUCAUUAGCAAGAAAAAAAAUGAAGGAGAUUCACUGGAAAUCUAAUUAAAGAUUCUUAUGAGUUUA